AGACAAUGGAGAACGAGCAGCUUCUUCUCUCCGGACGUUUCCUCACAUGAAGGUGGAAAGUGUGUGUAUGUCGACCUGAAGUGAGAUCAGCAGGUGGGGGCUUUACCAUGAACCGGUGUGAGGACAGAGAGGAGGGAGCCCCUCCCUCUGAAACCCCUCUGUGUGGGGAACAUGAGAGCCAGACCAGAGCUCAGAGGAUGCAGCAGCAGAGACCAGACUCUCCUGAACCCAGCUGUGUGUCCAUGAAGAGUGGUUGGUCUAUGGGUCACUAUAUUGACCUUAAAGGUGGACAACCUGCUGAUGGAAGGAUGCAGCAGCAGAGACCAGACUCUCCUGAACCCAGCUGUGUGUCCAUGAAGAGUGGCUGGUCUAUAGGUCACUAUAUUGACCUUAAAGGUGGACAACCUGCUGAUGGAAGAGUUCUGCAGAAAAGCUCAGAGGUCCACAGUGAUCAGUCUGUCCAGCAGCAUCAACCAGGCCUGGACUCUAUAUUUAUGGUCCUAACAGUCUCCAUGCUGAGAUGUUCCAUUUAUCAUCUGUUCCAGCUGCUGGAGGAGAACAUUGUCACUUUUGUGAAGAACGAGCUGAAGAAAGCACAGAGAGUCCUGAGACCAGAUUACCCAGAAUGCUUAGAGAGUCAGAGGGAGGAUGAGGAGGUGUUGGACAGUGAGAAUGAAGAGCAGAAGAGGAGCAGCAGAGAGGCAUUUCUGAAGAUCACACUCAACUUCCUGAGGAGAAUGAAGCAGGAGGAGCUGGCUGACUGUCUGCAGAGCAAAAGUCAUGCUACAAUUUGCCAACGUAAACUCAAAUCUAACCUGAAGAAGAAGUUCCAGUGUGUGUUUGAGGGGAUUGCUAAAGCAGGAAACCCAACCCUUCUGAAUCAGAUCUACACAGAGCUCUACAUCACAGAGGGAGGGACUGGAGAGGUCAAUGAUCAACAUGAGGUCAGACAGAUUGAAGCAGCAUCCAGGAAACCAGUCAGACCAGAAACAACCAUCAGACAAGAAGACAUCUUUAAAGCCUCACCUGGAAGAGAUGGACCAAUCAGAACAGUGAUGACAAAGGGAGUGGCUGGCAUCGGGAAAACAGUCUUAACACAGAAGUUCACUCUGGACUGGGCUGAAGACAAAGCCAACCAGGACAUACAGUUCACAUUUCCAUUCACCUUCAGAGAGCUGAAUGUGCUGAAAGAGAAAAGGUUCAGCUUGGUGGAACUUGUUCAUCACUUCUUCACUGAAACCAAAGAAGCAGGAAUCUGCAGGUUUGAUCAGUUCCAGGUCGUGUUCAUCUUUGACGGUCUGGAUGAGUGUCGACUUCCUCUGGACUUCCCCAACACUGAGAUCCUGACUGAUGUUACAGAGUCCACCUCAGUGGACGUGCUGCUGACAAACCUCAUCAGGGGGAAACUGCUUCCCUCUGCUCGCCUCUGGAUAACCACACGACCUGCAGCAGCCAAUCAGAUCCCUCCUGAGUGUGUUGACAUGGUGACAGAGGUCAGAGGGUUCACUGACCCACAGAAGGAGGAAUACUUCAGGAAGAGGUUCAGAGAUGAGAAGCAGGCCAGCAGGAUCAUCUCCCACAUCAAGACAUCACGAAGCCUCCACAUCAUGUGCCACAUCCCAGUCUUCUGCUGGAUCACUGCUACAGUUCUGGAGGAGGUGUUGAAAACCAGAGAGGGAGGAGAGCUGCCCAAGACCCUGACUGAGAUGUACAUCCACUUCCUGGUGGUUCAGUCCAAACUGAAGAACAUCAAGUAUGAUGGAGGAGCUGAGACAGAUCCACACUGGAGUCCAGAGAGCAGGACAAUGAUUGAGUCUCUGGGAAAACUGGCUUUUGAGCAGCUGCAGAAAGGAAACCUGAUCUUCUAUGAAUCAGACCUGACAGAGUGUGGCAUCGAUAUCAGAGCAGCCUCAGUGUACUCAGGAGUGUUCACACAGAUCUUUAAAGAGGAGAGAGGCCUGUACCAGGACAAGGUGUUCUGCUUCGUCCAUCUGAGUGUUCAGGAGUUUCUGGCUGCUUUUCAUGUCCAUCUGACCUUCUUCAACUCUGGAGUCAAUCUGCUGUUAGACGAACAAACAUCCUUGUUGUGUUUUGCAUUUAGGGACAACCUGACGGAUCUCUACCAGAGUGCUGUGGACAAGGCCAUGGAGAGUCUAAAUGGACAUCUGGACUUGUUCCUCCGCUUCCUCCUGGGUCUUUCACUGCAGACCAAUCAGACUCUCCUAAGAGGUCUGCUGUCACAGACAAGAAUUAGCUCAGAGUCAAAUCAGAAAACAGUCCAGUACAUCAAGAAGAAGAUCAGUGAGAAUCUGUCUCCAGAGAAAAGCAUCAACCUGUUCCAGUGUCUGAAUGAACUGAAUGAUCGUUCUCUAGUGGAGGAGAUCCAACAGUCCCUGAGAUCAGGAAGUCUCUCCACAGAGAAACUCUCUCCUGCUCAAUGGUCAGCUCUGGUCUUCAUCUUACUUUCAUCAGAAAAAGAUCUGGACGUGUUUGACCUGAAGAAAUACUCUGCUUCAGAUGAGGCUCUUCUGAGGCUGCUGCCAGUGGUCAAAGCUUCAAAUAAAGCCCUACUGAGUGUCUGUAACCUCUCAGAGAGAAGCUGUGAAGCUCUGUCCUCAGUCCUCAGCUCACAGUCCUCUACUCUAAGAGAUCUGGACCUGAGUAACAACAACCUGCAGGAUUCAGGAGUGAAGCUGCUGUCUGCUGGACUGAAGAGUCCACACUGUGAGCUGAAAAGUCUCAGUCUGUCAGGCUGUCUGGUCACAGAGGAAGGCUGUGCUUCUCUGGUCUCAGCUCUCAGCUCCAACCCCUCCCAUCUGAGAGAGCUGGACCUGAGCUACAAUCAUCCAGGAGACGCAGGAGUGAAGCUGCUGUCUGCUGGACUGGAGGAUCCACACUGGAGACUGGACACUCUCAGACUGGAUCAUGGCGGGAAACAGAUGUUGAAACCUGGUUUGAGGAAAUAUGCCUGUAAACUGGAACUGGACACAAACACAGUGAACAGAAACCUCAAACUGUCUAACAACAACAGGAAGGUGACAUGUGUGGAGGAGGAUCAGUUAUAUCGUGAUCAUCCAGACAGAUUUGAUUGCCAUCAACUGCUGUACAGGAAUAAUCUCCCACAUCGUUGCUAUUGGGAAGUUGAGUGGAGAGGAUGGGUUGAGAUCGGUGUCACUUACAAAGGAAUCAGAAGGAAAGGAAACAGUGCUGACUGUCGGCUCGGAAGGAAUGAUCAGUCCUGGAGUCUGAAGUGCUCUGAUGGUGGUUACUCUGCCUGGCACACCAACAGAGAAGUAGCAGCCCACUCCCCACCCUCAUCUGACAGAGUAGCAGUGUAUGUGGACUGUCCUGCUGGCACUCUGUCCUUCUACAGCGUCUCCUCUGACACACUGACCCACCUCCACACCUUCAACACCACAUUCACUCAACCUCUGUAUCCUGGGUUCAGGUUCUGCUCAUUUAACUCCUCAGUGUCACUCUGCAAGCUGUAGGGAGGGGAGUCUCCUCAUGCGUAGACCAAUUACAUUUUCCAUCAAAAUGUAUUCUAAAAACAAAUCAGCAGUAUACUGUAUGUUAUUUCUCAGAGAAAGAGUUACCAUCAAAUUCUGUAGACUUAUAAUAACAAAACCUACACCUCCUACCUCCUUUAUUCUUUGUGUUUUCUUACAAAAUAAAUUAUGAAUGGCAGAAACUGUCAGAUCCUGAUUGGGGUUGAUGGCGUGGGAAUUAACCACAACACCAAUAAUAUUCUUGCUUCUGCUGACAUUUUUAUCAGAAUACUUGUUUACUACUGAAUGGAAACAUACUGUAUAUAUACUUUUUUUUGGAAGUGAAAUAGUUGAAAUAAUGACCAUUAAGUACAAUGUCAAUUUCUAUAAAAUCACCUACAGAGAAUUUGUAAAAGUUGUAUGUAUUGAUUAAUUUAUGCAGUUAUAAUGUGCAUACUUUCUAUGAUAUGACCACAUCUGUCUCAUUGUACAACAACAAUUCAACCCCUUUUAUAUGAGCUCUUAAAUCACUGAACAAAAAAACAGACUUGUAUCACUGUUGCAAUAUUACUGAGUAAUACAACAAUUGUUUAUGACCAUUGUUUGUUCAUGUACAGCUGCUGAAAUCAUUGUUCACUGUGAACACUGUGAGACAUACACACAUGAACAUGGUGGUUUUAACAUCACUGCUGUGAAGAGCACUAACACUGUUACUCAGCUGUUGCCAGUAGGUGGCGGUAGCAACAAACAAAUGUUAUCAACGUCUUCAAAAUAAAAG
Messenger RNA from Seriola aureovittata, 4266 nucleotides. RefSeq names its product NLR family CARD domain-containing protein 3-like. The transcript is spliced from 12 exons. The record is from RefSeq and is a predicted model, not a curated record. Bases 108 to 3491 code for a protein of 1127 amino acids. Gene Ontology annotation, molecular function: protein binding. Lineage: Eukaryota; Metazoa; Chordata; Actinopteri; Carangiformes; Carangidae.